CAGACCAACUUCUCCCUAUGCUUGGUUUGCCAAACGUUUCAGCAACCGUCUUCAGCACUUUGCCUCCAACAUCAACCAACUACAAAUUUGGUUUGUUCUUGGCUAAAAUUGGGAAGUUUUUUUGUUAACGACCUGUUAAUACAAUGUCUUCCUCUAAUUUAGCGUUUCUGAAGGCGAAAGCCUGUGCAGAAAUUGUUGCCGAAUUAAUUGCUGCAGAAAAUCAAAACAAGGUUAUUAACCUCAAUGCCUUGAAAAUGCGAAUAUCCAAGAAGCAUCAACUCUCGGAAUCACCUCGAUUAACGGAUAUUAUUGCGGCAAUUCCUCCUGAUGCUUACCUUAAAGAAUCGAUAAUGAGAAAGCUGCAAGCGAAGCCUGUGCGUACGGCUUCGGGAAUUGCCGUUGUUGCAGUAAUGUGUAAACCUCAUCGUUGUCCUCAUAUUGCCAUGACGGGUAACGUUUGUGUUUAUUGUCCCGGUGGUCCAGAUUCUGAUUUUGAAUACUCAACUCAAUCAUACACUGGUUACGAGCCCACGAGUAUGCGUGCUAUCAGAGCACGUUACGAUCCCUAUGAACAGGCAAGAGGUCGUAUAGAACAAUUGCGCUCUUUGGGACACCCUGUCGAUAAGGUUGAAUAUAUUAUCAUGGGUGGUACAUUCAUGUCCCUGCCUCAGGAUUACCGUCAUAAAUUCAUUGCCAAUCUGCACAACGCAUUGUCUGGAGCAACUACGGAAGACUUGGAUGAGGCUGUUCGUUUCUCUGAACAAUCUGAAACAAAAUGUGUGGGUAUCACUAUCGAGACUCGACCUGAUUAUUGCUGGGAUCAGCAUCUUGACGAGAUGCUUCGGUAUGGCUGUACUCGCUUGGAGGUCGGUGUUCAGAGUGUGUAUGAGGAUGUUGCUCGUGACACAAAUCGUGGACAUACAGUAAAGGCUGUGUGUGAAACCUUUCAACUUGCAAAGGAUGCCGGCUACAAGGUGGUUACGCACAUGAUGCCCGAUCUCCCAAAUGUUGGAAUGGAACGUGAUAUCUUUCAGUUUCAAGAAUAUUUUGAGAACCCGGCGUUCCGUACGGAUGGUUUGAAGUUGUAUCCUACACUCGUUAUUCGCGGCACAGGUUUGUACGAGCUUUGGAAGACUGGCAGAUACAAAAACUAUACGCCAAAUGCGUUGGUGGACUUGAUUGCACGUAUUCUGGCUCUUGUUCCUCCAUGGACACGUAUUUACCGUAUCCAGCGAGACAUUCCCAUGCCUCUUGUAACUUCGGGCGUCGAGAAGGGUAAUCUUCGUGAGCUUUCACUCAGCAGAAUGCGCGAUUUUGGAACGACAUGUAGGGAUAUUCGUACGCGUGAAGUUGGCAUGCAAGAAGUGCAUCAUAAAAUUAAGCCAGAGCAAGUCGAGCUGCUUCGCCGUGAUUAUACUGCAAAUGGCGGGUGGGAGACAUUUUUGUCCUAUGAAGAUCCUACCCAAGAUAUCCUCAUUGGUCUUCUACGCUUGCGUAAAUGUUCAUCAAAGACAUAUCGCCCAGAACUGAAGGCACAACCUACUUCACUUGUGCGGGAGCUUCACGUUUACGGCAGUGCAGUUUCCAUUCAUAGCAGGGAUCCUAAAAAGUUUCAGCACCAAGGUUUUGGUACUUUGUUGCUGGAAGAAGCAGAGCGUAUUGCUCGUGAAGAACACAGAAGCACAAAAAUUAGCAUUAUUUCCGGAGUGGGUGUUCGGAAGUAUUACAAAAAACUCGGCUAUGAGCUGGAUGGACCAUACAUGUCAAAACAGCUGUGAACUGAGAAACCAGUUUGUUGAUAACUGACUUUAUGCAGAAUACUAAUACUGCACCUUGGAAGAAAGUUUUAAUGUUACGUGCUUUUCUGCUCCCUAGGUCCAGGGCGCCUUGCUAGAAUAGGGUGGAAUAAAAUUGGUUUUGGGUUUUGGCAAUAACGUUAGUAAAUCGGUACUUGUGUUCCGUUAUUGAAAAACUGUACUAGCAAUUGCUUCGGAACAUAUCGUUUGUAAUGGAUUUAUGAAAGUUGGUUUAAUAGUAUUAAAAAAACUGAAAAGUAGCUUGGUUAAAUCAGCUCCAAAGUCAGAACGGUUUCUCAAAGUCGUUGGGAUUUAAAC
Messenger RNA from Schizosaccharomyces japonicus yFS275, 2114 nucleotides. RefSeq names its product elongator complex. Gene Ontology annotation, molecular function: 4 iron, 4 sulfur cluster binding; catalytic activity; acyltransferase activity, transferring groups other than amino-acyl groups. Bases 144 to 1778 code for a protein of 544 amino acids. The record is from RefSeq and is a predicted model, not a curated record. The transcript has a single exon. Gene Ontology annotation, biological process: tRNA wobble base 5-methoxycarbonylmethyl-2-thiouridinylation; regulation of cytoplasmic translational fidelity; tRNA wobble uridine modification. Gene Ontology annotation, cellular component: cytoplasm; elongator holoenzyme complex; nucleus. Lineage: Eukaryota; Fungi; Ascomycota; Schizosaccharomycetes; Schizosaccharomycetales; Schizosaccharomycetaceae.